UUGCGCGGGAGGGGUGUGGGGAGAGAGCGAGAGAGAGAGAGCGAGCGAGCGAACGCGCGCGCGCGAGGCGGUUGGUGACGUUGGCCAACUGUCAUUCGGAGAGGCUUCAGGCGGCGGCGGCGGAAAAUCUAAAUUGCAAACUGCUGCAUUCUUUAGACUUUCAGCUUAUAAAUUGGGAAGGAUCAUUAUUUUGUUUGUACCGAGCUUCAUCCCUCUGAUCUUUGUGGAUAAAGUUAUGUCAACAGCUGCACUAAUCACCUUAUGCAGAUAUGGUGGUUCUCAAGUGAGAAGAAGAGCAUUGCUGACUUCAAGGCUGCUUCAGGACGACAAGCGUGUGGUAUUUAUCUACCACAGUUCCACCAGUGAUCGCAGGGCUUCACGUUUUGACGUAGAAGGUGGUGGUCGUCAAACAACCUGGGAUUCUUUUGGCAUCUGGGACAACCGCAUUGAUGAGCCAAUUCUACUUCCACCAAGCAUAAAAUAUGGCAAACCGAUUCCAAACGUUAGCUUGAGUAACGUUGGAUGCACUACUCAGAUUGGUCAGCGGAAAGAGAAUGAGGACCGUUUCAGAGUUGGAGUGCUGACUGAGAACGUCCUGUAUUUUGCAGUGUAUGAUGGACAUGGUGGACCAGCAGCAGCAGAUUUUUGUGAUAAGCACAUGGCAAAGUACAUUGUACAAUGUCUCUCACAAGAGGAGAAUCUGGAAAAGGUGCUGACCAAAGCUUUUUGUGAGAUAGACAAGGAAUUUGCAAGACAUGUCCACUUAUCUGCAAAUGUUUCCAUCCUGACAUCGGGAACGACUGCCACUGUGGCUCUGUUACGUGAUGGCAUUGAACUUGUUGUGGCAAGUGUAGGUGACAGCCGGGCUAUUCUUUGUCGAAAAGGAAAGCCUGAGCGAUUGACUGAAGACCACACUCCAGAAAGAAAAGAUGAAAGGGAGAGAAUUAAGAAAUGUGGCGGUUUUGUUGCCUGGAACAGUCUAGGUCAACCACAUGUAAAUGGGAGAUUGGCUAUGACCCGCAGUAUAGGCGAUCUGGCCUUAAAGUCUGUGGGAGUCAUUGCUGAGCCAGAGACUAAACGGAUUAAGGUACAGCAUGGAGAUGAUGCUUUCCUGGUUUUGACGACGGAUGGGAUUAACUUUAUUAUGAACAGUCAAGAGAUUUGCGACCACAUCAGUCAGUGUCAUGAUCCAAUAGAGGCUGCUCAGCUUAUUACUGAACAGGCCUUGCAGUACGGUACAGAGGACAACACCACUCUUAUUGUGGUUCCAUUUGGUGCAUGGGGGAAACACAAGAAUUCUGACAUCUGUUUCUCAUUCAGCCGAAGCUUUGUCUCAAGUGGAAGAUGGGCAUAAUGUUGUGAAUAUAAAUGGGCAAUAGUCUAUAUGCUAAUCACUGGUCAAUAGAACACAAAACUGGAAAGCAAAAUAGGCUGGUAAAAGAUAUAUUUACAGUAAACAAUAUUUUCAUAUGGUGAACAUUUGUUCUGUUAGAAGUUGUAAUGUGAAUUAAAAAGGCAGCUAGCCAGCAUUUUUGUUGCUAUGUCCUUUUAAGAAAGGAUUUAAUAACUACCAAUACAUGGAAGAGGCAAAAGGAAUUUUAGAUUCACCAUACUGCUCACUACCAUAGAAGCUAAUUGAUGUUGCUAUGUAAUUGCAGUAUAUUCUGUGAAGCGCUUUACCUAGAUAGACAAAAUCUCUUAACAUUGUAAAAACUCUUAAUGUUGCAUCAAAUAUGAUUUGAGCUUCAAGUAACAAUGAUUGUAUAGUGUUAGAAUUGUUAGCUUGGUACAACAAUGCAAAGAUACUAUGAUCAAUUCUAUUUUUUUUAGUUCUGGCAGUGCUUCUGUUAUGUAUAUGACCCAAAUGAGCGUGGAUUUGCUUUGAGAGACACGCCUGAAAAUGGCUUUCAGGUCUUUCAGGUCAUCAGUCCACCACUGCCAUCCUUUGUUACCCAUUGCAUGUUAUUUGCAGGAAGUGUCGCUGAGGUUAGUUUCUGCUUGUUGCACCUACAUUAUUUAAAUAACAAUAAUCCUUGCAUUUGAUAUGGCGCUUUUCAUGGCUUCUAGACAUCUCAAUUCAUAUGUCGUAAUAUGAAUUUCAAUUUAUAUUACGGUAAUCUUCAUUACGGAUCACAUUUGUGCCAUUUCAGCUGAAAUCUAGGAUGUGAAAUUCCUUUGAAAAUGACUGGGACAAAUCACUGCACUUAGUAGUAUAACGGCACUGACAUGACGUGAAUAUCCUUUUAGCAAAGAUCAGAAUUUAGAGGGUGUGGAAUUUCUUCCCAAGUUCCUAAUAUAUAAUGUAAUUAAGAGUGCUGUCUCUGUAUCUUUUACCCCAAAUGUAUUGGACAGUCAACUCCCGUCAAAUCUGUCUAAUUCUCUUUAAAUGAAAAAAGCUAUGACAGAUUCUCGUUGAACCAUCUGUUGGUAGGACAUUCCAAAUUCUGUCAAUCUCCCGAAAAAUAAUCUUAACUUCUUCCUAUUUUGGUGGUGAUCUUCAAUUUAUAUUCUUGUUACUUCCUCACAGACAAGUGGAUUUAUCUUAUCAAACCUCAUAUUUUUCAACACUUGUGUGGAGAGCACAAAACUGCAAACAGUAUUGUAACUGAAGCUUAACAUAUGAUUUGUAUUGUUUAACCUUGCCUCUUUGUUUAUUAUUAUUAUUAUUUGUUUUGCAUUCUUUUGCUAUUACCAUUUUGUUUAUAACUUUGACUACUAGUCCUUGCCAUGUCAUCUGAUUUCACUCCACUGUGGCCCACCUUACAGAAAAUGAAGAUCUUUCAAGGAAACAUGAAAAUUGUUUUAACCCCAGGGGGUUUUUUUUAGUCAUAAGAGGGAAAAAAUUGGGGAUCCUGUAGAGUAUUGGUUAGAGCAAUCGCCUCUGAAGCAGGAAGUCCUGGCUUUGAUCCCCGGCCAGGGUGAAACGUUAAGCAAGUUCCCUUACUCCAAAUGUCUCUGUUUACCUAGCAGUAAGUAGGAACCCAGUUGUUAGUUAAUUGGCAGAUUGCUUUCAGGGGGUAAUAAUCCCAUCAAAAAUAAAUUACUACCAAUAAUUUGUUCACUUAAUCUACAACUGUUUUUGGGACACUGCUGCUUUCGUUGUGUGUUUUGCUCACAAAAUAUACAAUCAAUCCACUUACAGAAUUAUAAAGCGCUUGAGAUCUCUCAACAACAUGAUAAGGCACUAUAUCAAUUGCAAGGAUUAUUAUGAAAUUUGGGAGGAGAGAAUUUAACCCAAAAUGAUAAAAUCAGGAAUCCUUUUGGAACAUUCACUUAACACAAUCAUUUCGAACCAAACCUGGUUCAAUGCUGGUCUUGCAAUACCUGUGCGUUCCCAAACCCACCAGCAUUACAGUGAAGCUAGUGUUCGGAUAUCUGCAUUGCUAGAAUCAGCUUUCACAGCUUGACUGGAACCAGUGCUGCAGCCAGGCAGGUUUCAGGAUACAGGUGCACAAGUGCAGAUUUAGAUUUUAACAAUUUAAUUCAGCCAAAAUAUCAUUUUAUGCUAGUUGUCUUUCAUUGGGGAAAAAAGUGAAUUAAUCAGUGGAAAUCUAUUAAUCGCUCUUAAUUAUUCAUUACAUUUGUGUACAUUUACUGUUAAACGAGCACUAAUUUAGCUGUGAUUUUGUGUGGGCAGUAUGAUGCUCCUUUGGUAAUACUAGUGGUUUGAACAGUGCUGCUAAACUUUUGUUCCCUAGGAGUGGCAAGAGGUUACAUGUAAUAUUUAAUAAUAAAUGUCAAGUAAACUGUUGUGACUUUCACAAACAAGUUAAUAUUGCUCAAAUCAUAAAUUUUGUUAAGUAUUCUAUCACAAUUGAAGCAGUUGAUCAUGUCCGAAAAAGCAUUUUGUGACUUUGCAUUGUUGAAAAUGUAGCUGAUUCAUUCCAAUGUCUUGCAUGCAGAUCCUUCCACUAGUGCUUUUAUUAUACUGUGUAUAUUACAUUGUAAAUACUGUAUUCCGUAUUGUACAUUUAUUAUGAUUGAUGCUAUAUAUAGAUCUGUUACCCUUGUGACAAAUGCGUGCUGCAUUAUGAAUUCAACUGGUUUUGUUUGUACAGGUUGUGCAAAAAUAUAUAACGGUUUUAAACUUUUAAUGUGACAUUUUAUAACCUACAAACCUUACUAAUGUAUUAUUGAAGGCAGUGAUAGAAGGUUGCUUGCACAUAUUCCUCUAAAGGACUGUUAUGAGUAUGUUUGAAUUAAACUUAAUUUUUUUAUGUAUUGAGGAGCUGUAUGUUAGGUUAGAAAGGACAUCAGUGUUUUAGGUCAAAAAGGAAUUUUUUCAGUUGUACUGUACAGUCACGGGAUUGAUCACACAGAUAUUUUUGGCAAGACAAUAUGUGUACAUACUAUAUCAAAUGUACCUUAAUCUGAGUAACAUGCAACUGCUAAAAGUACAGUGUCUGGUCAAAACCAGAGACUGCAUUAAAAAUAAAAACUUAAUCUAACACAUAUUGUUUUGUAACUUAUGCCUGUUUGAAACCAGGCUAUAAAUUGUGUGUUAUCUGUUGUUGUAAGCUAAAGUACAGCUGCAGGUGGUACUGGUAUUUUGUUCAUACAUAUGUGACUCCAGUGCUGUGCAGAUGUAAAUUAAUAAAACUGGUGAGUUUUUAAGAAGUGAUUAACUUUGGAAGGACAAUGUGUUCUGAACAAUAAUGGCAUAUGAUUCUUCAGCAUUGUUAGAAAGCAGUGAAUCAAUCCUUUCUCAAUGCUCUGGUCAUCUUCUGCACAUUUGUGCUGAAAGUGACAUUUCACUGUGAAUUAAUAAAUAAAUAAUUCUAAACCUUUCUUAUUGGCAUGAAAGAGUAAAUUAGAUUUUGGGUAUUGUUGCGCAAGUCAUUAGGUCAAAUUGUGCUGUUGCAGAGCAGGAAAUGUAGAGUUUAAAAGUUUCAAAAUUGAAAUGAGUGAAGUGUGAAAGCAGGUGUUUUGAGUGUGUUACAUACCGGAUAAUCAUCUGAGGGGGUUCUACAAUAUUCUAAUUCUGGAAUUACACUACUGUGAACUUGGUUUCCAAUGAACCUACUUGGGGUUCAAAUGCAAGCACUCAAUAUUUGUUUUUUUGCUGUUUGUUUGCUUGUGCUACACAGUCGUUUGAAAGAACUCACCAAAUCAAUUCCAGUUUAUUGCUGCUAGUAUGUAACCAGGAUGUAACAUUACAUCAGAAGUCUGAGCCACUAAUGCCUUGCAACCUGACCAAAAUGCUAGACUUCCUCUUUCAAUGUUCUACUUGGAUUUUCUGUAUGUGGGAAGUGAUGCUUGCACGAGAUGCUCGUAGUAGGACAUUUGCCAAAAAAUAUUUAUUUUAAUACUUUGGUUUCUAGAUGUUUUAGUUAAGGCAUGAAUAGUUACAGCAUUCACUGCUGAUGUACAGUAGCUGUGGUGAAAGCUAUAAACUAUGUAAACAAACAAUAAAAACAUUUACAUUGAA
Molecule: messenger RNA, 5428 nt
Organism: Callorhinchus milii (elephant shark)
Lineage: Eukaryota; Metazoa; Chordata; Chondrichthyes; Chimaeriformes; Callorhinchidae
Gene: ppm1kb
Product: protein phosphatase, Mg2+/Mn2+ dependent 1Kb
Exons: 7
Coding region: 236-1354 (372 amino acids)
Biological process (GO): protein dephosphorylation
Molecular function (GO): protein serine/threonine phosphatase activity; cation binding
Source: RefSeq, a predicted model, not a curated record